This is a messenger RNA of Hibiscus syriacus, 6304 nucleotides long. Its product is annotated as 1-phosphatidylinositol-3-phosphate 5-kinase FAB1B-like. The transcript is spliced from 11 exons. NCBI's taxonomy places the organism in Eukaryota, Viridiplantae, Streptophyta, Magnoliopsida, Malvales, Malvaceae. Bases 359 to 5899 code for a protein of 1846 amino acids. Gene Ontology annotation, cellular component: endosome membrane. The record is from RefSeq and is a predicted model, not a curated record. Gene Ontology annotation, biological process: phosphatidylinositol phosphate biosynthetic process. Gene Ontology annotation, molecular function: metal ion binding; 1-phosphatidylinositol-3-phosphate 5-kinase activity; ATP binding.
CUUAUCUUGUAGAAAGUAAGAAUCGGUCUUAUAAUUUUACGUUUAUAAAGUCUGGGUUCUUGCAAUCUGUGACUUCGUUCGACUAGUUUUGGUUCAAGAAUUUGAAGAUGGAAGAAUUUCAUUUUGUUCAACUAGUUUGUGUUGCCAGGAAUUGAUUUGGUUCUGAUUUUAAUGGAGUUGGAAACGAUAUCUUGUCUGACGUAUGAUAUAGUCAAUUCUAGGAUUGAGAUGAAGAGGUAGAAUUUCUUCAGUAGGUAGAUUGGUGGGCGUAAAAGUUCAGUCACAGAAUUUUCUUGGUCGGAUUUCGUCUUCCGGCCUAGUAUAUGGUUUGUUACCAGGGUCAAAUGAAUAUAGCACAAUGAAUGGAGAUAGUAGGAUCAUCGGUAGGUGGAUGAUGGAUGCUUCUAAUAACAUAUUUUCUGAGCUAGUUGGUGUACUAAAGUCAUGGCUCCCUUGGUUAUCGGAGCCUGCUAAUGUAUCACGAGAUUUUUGGAUGCCUGAUCAUAGCUGCAGGGUGUGUUAUGAUUGCGAUGCCCAGUUCACAUUAUUUAACCGUAGACACCAUUGUCGACUUUGUGGCCGAGUUUUCUGUGCCAAGUGUACGGGAAACUCAGUUCCUGCUCCAUCUUAUGACCCAAGGAUCCCCCUAGAAGAGCAGGAGACGGUGCGGGUUUGUGAUUAUUGUUUCAACCAAUGGAGGUAUGGCUUAAUUGCUAAUGAUGGUAGAGUGUGGGUGCCCAACCGAGCUCUUUGUUCCUCAAUGUUGGCCACUAGUUUUUACAGCACUAAAUCUAGUGGCCUCAGCUCACUGUCAUAUCGAACGGGACGAAAUCAACAUAUGCAACCUAGGUCUAUUGUCAGCCCUCGUUCUGCAAUGAAAAAAAGCAUGCGUAGACCUAGCCUGAAAACGCCAAGGUUUAGCAAAGAUCUUAUUAUGGACGCAGGAGAUUCAUCUUCAAACCAAUACGAGCUUUCAUGGAACAGCAUCGAGAUUGAUGAUGAGGACAUGUCUGAUUUCUCUGAAGAUAAUGGCUACUAUACACCUCUUAGUUUUGAUGAUAUGAGCAAUAAUGAUGGAUCGCAUAAAUUUCAUCUUGAAGGAGAAAAUGUUGGCUCAAAAAGUUCCAAAGGAAUAUUGACUCAAAAGGUUUGGAUUGAUGAAGAGGAUGAUGAGUACCGCAUAUAUCUGUCUGAUUCUGAGACAUUGCAUUACUCUGAUGACGACGAUGGCUACUACACUCCUAUCGACUUUGAUGACAUUAGCAAUGAUGAUGAGCCACAAGAAGUUCAUCCCGAUGGAGAAAAUAUCGACUCAAAAAGUUUAAGCAGUUCUCUAGUGAACCGGGUCCCUUCACCAAGUUCGGAAGCAAUAUCACAGCUUGUGAAGAAAGAUGAACGCGAUGGUUAUGAAUGUGAAGCAUCACCUUCUUUAUAUCCUGCCGAGCCAGUAGAUUUUGAAAAUGAUGGACCUCUUUGGCUCCCUCCCGAACCAGAAGAUGAAGAUGAUGAAAGUGCAGCUGGUCUGUAUGAUGACGAGGAUGAUGGGGAUGGUGCAGGAGACUGGGGGUAUUGGCACAAGACAAGCAGCUUCAGAAAUGGGGAAUCUCGCUCUAGGGAUAAGUCUACCGAGGGGCAAAAGAAAGUAACAAAGAAUAUUGUUGAUGUACAUUUUAGGGCUUUGAUUGCUCAGCUUUUACAGGUUGAGAAACUUCCUGUGGGUGAUGAAAAUAGUAAGGAUAGCUGGUUGGAGAUCGUCACCGCUCUUUCUUGGGAGGCUGCUUCGCUUUUGAAGCCAUACACAACCAAAGGGGGUGAGAUGGACCCUGGUGGAUAUGUUAAAGUGAAAUGCAUAGCUUCUGGGCAUCGCAAUGAGAGUAUGGUUGUCAAAGGAGUUGUUUGCAAGAAAAAUGUUGCUCAUCGCCGAAUGACUUCAAAAAUAGAGAAACCUCAAUUCAUGAUUCUUGGUGGAGCUCUUGAAUACCAGCGGGUCUCUAACCUAUUGUCAAGUUUUGACACUUUGUUGCUGCAGGAAAUGGAUCAUUUGAAGAUGGCUGUAGCAAAGAUAUAUGCACAUAAACCUAAUAUCCUUUUAGUAGAGAAAACGGUUUCUCGAUUUGCGCAGGAAUUUCUUCUUGAGAAAAACAUAUCACUUGUUCUCAAUAUCAAGAGGCCAUUAUUAGAACGCAUUGCACGCUGCACAGGUGCUCAAAUAAUCCCUUCAAUUGAUCAUCUGUUUUCUCAGAAUUUAGGCUACUGUGAAAAGUUCCAUGUUGAGAGGUUCAGGGAAGAUCUUGGCUCUGCUGGACAAGGAGGGAAGAAACUGGUGAAGACUCUAAUGUAUUUUGAAGGCUGCCCUGAGCCAUUGGGUUGCACUAUACUACUUAGGGGUGCAAAAGGAGAUGAAUUGAAGAAAGUCAAGCAUGUAGUUCAAUAUGGAAUUUUUGCAGCUUAUCACUUGGCUUUGGAGACAUCAUUUCUUGCCGAUGAAGGAGCCUCUCUACCAGAAUUCCCAACCUCUCCAAUGGUUGUGGCACUUCAGGAUAGCCCGUCAACCAUUGCAAGAUCCAUAUCAACAGUUCCCGACUUCACUUUUCCUGCCAAUAUGAAGUCUCCGGUGCCACAACAUUUUAGUGGACCACAAAGGGCUACCAGUGUUCCAUCGGCAAUCAUCAGUCGUAAUAUUCAGAAGAUAGAGGAAACUCCAGCAUCUUGUUUAAGUAAAGGUACAAACUUGUGGUCUGUACAGCCCACUUUGAAAGAGUCAAGUGCUCUUGUAUCAUCUACUUCUGAGAAAACUUCAGGUGUAUUUUCCAAGAAAAGUGAAAUGGGUACCAAAGAAUCCUCAAUUAGGGAAAUUGUUGUGGAUAAAAAUAAGUCAUCUUUCACGAAUAACGGUGUCCUUCCAUCUGAAUCUUUAGCACACAUGAAUUCAGAGGAUAAUAUCACAACAGUUGAACUUCAACCAGGUUGUUCAGAGGCAACAUCUGUGCAACAGAAUGGUAAAAACCAUAAUAACCAUUCUGAGGUAUCAAAACCAUUAAAAGAAGUGUUUCCUUCUGCACCUUCUGAUAAUCAGAGCAUUUUGGUAUCAUUAUCAUCCCGAUGUGUGAGGAAAGGGACUGUCUGUGAAAGAUCCCAUCUCUUUCGUAUCAAGUACUAUGGCAGUUUUGAUAAACCUUUGGGUCGGUUUUUGCGGGAUCGUUUAUUCGAUCAGAGUUACCAAUGCCCUUCUUGUGAAUUGCCUUCAGAAGCACAUGUUCACUGUUAUACUCAUCGGCAAGGAACACUAACCAUGUCUGUUAAGAAACUCCCUGAACUUUUCUUGCCUGGUGAAAAAGAGGGCAAGAUCUGGAUGUGGCAUAGAUGCUUGCAAUGUCCUAGGACCAAUGGUUUUCCUCCGGCGACUCGCAGAAGAGUGAUGUCUGAUGCUGCAUGGGGUUUAUCUUUUGGGAAGUUUUUGGAGCUUAGCUUUUCAAACCAUGCAGCUGCGAGCAGGGUUGCAAGUUGUGGCCAUUCUUUACAUAGAGAUUGUCUUCGUUUCUAUGGAUUUGGGAGAAUGGUGGCCUGUUUUCGGUAUGCAACAAUUGAUGUUCAUUCGGUAUACCUCCCGCCUCCAAAAAUUGAGUUUUACUAUGAGAAUCAGGAGUGGAUACAGUUAGAAACAGAUAAGGUGGCUAAACAGGCAGAGCUUCUGUUUUCUAAAGUACUAAAGUCCAUUGAUCAAAUUGCUGAAAAACAGAUUGACUUAGGGCCACCUGAUAAUAACACGAAAACAAACGAUUUUAGACAUCAAUUUGCUGAACUAGAGGGAAUAUUACAAAAGGAGAAGUUGGAGUUUGAGGAAUCAUUGCAAAAGGCUUUGAAAAGGGAAAUGAGAAAAGGACAACCUGUUGUAGACAUCCUUGAAAUUAAUCGGUUGCAUCGGCAAUUACUUUUCCAAUCUUAUAUGUGGGACCAACGUCUGGUUUUUGCAGCCAAAUUAGAAAGUUACAGCCCCCGUCAUUGUUUCAGCAAUUCAUUUUCAGGACAUGAGGAGAAAUCCGUUGUUGAUAUUGAUAAGCUCAAGGACAUGGAUAUGUCGGAACAUGGAAAAGGAUCUGAAUCUGGUGACUCACCUGUGGUGGAUGCAAAGCUCAAUGCUAAUCAGUCAGAUGCAGUCCAUCAAGAACCAAACAUGAACGGAAAUUCAAAUUGCGAAAAAAAAGACUGCAACAAUCUUUCUGCUAGCCAAAGCAUGUUUGAUCAAUAUGGCAAUGAGAAACCGAAGGCAAAUGUUCGCAGGGUCAUGUCUGAAGGCCAGUUUCCUGUCCUAGAAAAUUUGUCAGAUACCCUUGAUGCUGCUUGGACUGGAGAAAUUCAGCGAGGACCUAUAUUAUCCAAGAAAAAUUCAUUUUCACUUCCUGAUAUUGGUGCUGUGGAUUUGGAAGACCGUUCUGAGGAAAAUAUUGUGCCAAAGGUUUAUGGUUCUCCUUCCCCUGCAUUGUUCAGUAUAGGUUCUGAAAAUAUGGAAGAAUUCGUAAACUGGUUAAAAAUGCCUUUCUUGAGCUUCUACCGUUCAUCGAACAAAAACUUUUUUGGAAGUUCUUCAAAGCUUGAUGCAUUGCAUGUGUAUGAUCAGUUAAAUAUUUCAUCAUUUAGAGAAUUGGGACUACAAGGUGGGGCUAGGCUGCUUCUUCCAGUGGGUGUUAAUGACACUGUCAUUCCAGUUUAUGAUGACGAGCUCACAAGCACCAUAUCGUAUGCUCUAGUAUCACCUGAAUAUCAUUUUCAGAUAAGUGACGAUGGCGAUAGACCUAAAGACUGGGGGGAGUCCAUGUCUUCAUUGUCCUCCGAUUCAGUGUAUUCUCAGUCGUUCCAAUCUGUUGACGAUAUGCCUUUUGAUCCUCAUAGAAGUUUUUGUUCCGCAGAUGACCCUACUAGAAGCCGAAGCUCCGUCAUUAUGGACCCACCCUCUAGUUUGAAGUCUUUGCAUGUCCGGGUGUCAUUUGGAGAUGAUGGGUCAGAUAAAGUGAAAUAUACGGUUACUUGUUACUAUGCAAAGUGGUUUGAAACAUUAAGGAGAGUAUGUUGCCCAUCAGAGCUAGAUUUCAUACGAUCUCUGAGUCGCUGUAAGAAGUGGGGAGCUCAGGGUGGAAAGAGCAAUGUUUUCUUUGCAAAGACCUUGGACGAACGGUUUAUCAUUAAACAAGUCACAAAGACAGAGUUGGAAUCAUUUACAAAAUUUGCACCUAAAUACUUCAAGUACAUGUCUGAAGCAAUUAGAUCUAGAAGUCCAACAUGCCUGGCAAAGAUUCUCGGUGUUUAUCAAGUUACAACAAAGCAACCUAAAGGAGGGAAAGAAUCAAGGAUAGAUGUUUUGGUUAUGGAGAAUCUUCUGUUUAGGAGAAGUGUCACGCGGCUAUAUGAUCUCAAAGGAUCUUCUAGAUCUCGUUAUAAUCCCGAUUCUAGUGGAAGCAACAAUGUUCUGCUAGAUCAGAACUUGAUUGAAUCAAUGCCGACUAACCCCAUUUUCGUGGGUAAUAAAGCGAAGCGUGUGUUGGAAAGAGCAGUCUGGAAUGACACUGCUUUCCUAGCAUCGAAUGACUUGAUGGAUUACUCUUUACUGCUUGGAGUGGAUGAAGAGAAGCAUGAGUUAGUUAUCGGAAUCAUCGAUUUCUUGAGGCAGUAUACAUGGGACAAGCAUCUUGAAACUUGGGUGAAGGCUUCAGGCAUCCUUGGCGGGCCGAAGAAUGCAUCGCCAACCGUGAUUUCACCUGAACAAUACAAGAAGAGGUUCAGGAAAGCAAUGUCAACGUAUUUUCUAAUGAUCCCAGAUCAGUGGUCUCCUCCUACCGUUUCAAGCAAAUCUCAGUCAAAUACAGGUCAAGAGAACAGUCAACGUUCUGUCUCCACCAAGUGAUUCUGUGAGUCUGGCAUUGAACAUUCAAACUAUAAUCUGGGGUUUAGCUCUUCCAUUCUAUUUCUUUUUAUAGUUCAUAUGAUUCUUUCAAUUUUUUCGAUUCUUUUGAAGGGUAGUUUUCCAUUAACACCAAAAGAUAUUCAUAAUUAUGUUGUUAGUAGAUGCAAAAACAAGGCUCUCUAAAGCCAUGGGAAUAUCUGUCAAAGGUCCAAUAUUUCUUGUCCGCAGCAGGAAAGUUUUGUACAAAUAUUCUUUGAUUUAGCGUUUUAUCAUGUAGUGUGUCUUUGUCAACCUUUUCUUUUUCAUGUAUCACAAUGAAUUAGAAGAAUUCUGGAGUCUUUCAUAUGUUCUUUAUUUCUGGGUUCAUUGCUCAUUCAGAAUCAAGUGAUCCUUUAGAAUAAUAGU